AUGAAUGACAUACGACGCAAACGUAAUUUGGAAUCGUCGACUUUGAUCUGGUUAACCGCUGGCCCUGAUCAAACUAGAUUGAAUCAACUUCGAAAAAUUAUUGAUUAUGUAGAAAUAUUUGAUAAUGCUGAUGCAUCCAAUAAAUAUAUGGAACAUGUUGAAGAUGAUAAUCAAAUUUAUGUUAUUACUGAUAUUCCAUAUAUUUCAAAUAGAGCUCGAGUCUAUUUCUAUGAAGCCAAAGGGAGCAUUAAUAAUAUAGAUACAAUAAUUCAAACUAUCGAAACAGAUUCCAAUGCUCAAUUAAAUCCACUUGGAAUCAAUAUUUUUAAACAGUCAACACAUUCAUCACUCAAUAGUGAAUUCCUAUGGUUUCAACGUAUUCUUAAUAUCUUGCUCGAUACAGAUGAUCGUAUAAAAGCAAAAAUGGAUUUUAUUGAUAUUUACAAACGAUAUUUCAAUGGUAAUCGACAAAAAGAAGAAAAAAAUCGAAGAAUUCGAAAAUAG
Molecule: messenger RNA, 504 nt
Organism: Rotaria sp. Silwood2
Lineage: Eukaryota; Metazoa; Rotifera; Eurotatoria; Philodinida; Philodinidae
Source: the annotation of a GenBank genome assembly